AUGGCGUUAAAGGUGCUGUACGCCAUACUUGCACUGCUUAGGGUGAUCAGUGUGAUUGUAGUACCACAGUAUGGCUACAUCCAUCCCGACGAGUUCCACCAGGGCCCGGAGGUGAUGGGCGGAGUGGUCUUGG
Molecule: messenger RNA, 133 nt
Organism: Sphaeroforma arctica JP610
Lineage: Eukaryota; Ichthyosporea; Ichthyophonida
Exons: 1
Source: RefSeq, a predicted model, not a curated record